Pomacea canaliculata is the source of this 3427-nucleotide messenger RNA. RefSeq lists its product as uncharacterized. The coding region runs from base 305 to 1465 and encodes 386 amino acids. The transcript has 4 exons. The record is from RefSeq and is a predicted model, not a curated record. Lineage: Eukaryota; Metazoa; Mollusca; Gastropoda; Architaenioglossa; Ampullariidae.
GGGAAAAAAAAAGCCUAGACGUGGGCAUGCGCAGUGUGCUGUCAAGAAAGGACGAAGGAGUGGUAUUGACGGAUGUUCGUGAUCCAUCGACAUGUCCUUCAGAUUGGCGGUACGCCAUACCUGCCGUGUGAUGACGUAACGGAAGAUGAAAAUAUAUACUGGGAUCGUAACCAAGUGCUGGCGGAGACCUUUGAUGCGCAAAGGUAGGCGCCUCUUCGCUCCACUGACCUGCGACACCGAUCGCACGCACCGUCGCCUCGUUGCUCAUUGAUGUUCUCUGCCAGCUGCGCGGGAAGUGACGAGCAUGUCAGUGGUAGUUCUCAUUGGAUACCUGAUGGCGCUGCUGCGAUUUACCGACGGGCGGGCGCGCUUGCUGGAACCGCCGAUGAGAUCGAGUUACUGGCGGGAGGGAGUUCCAUCCGCUGCAGCCAACUACGACGACGAGCUCUUGAACUGUGGAGGUUUCGAACCCUAUUUCCCGGCCGUGCGGGCAGUUUCAGUGGCAGACGGCUGGAGGCAAGUGUGGCGCGUGUGGGACGCUGUUGACGGUUUCCGGGAGAACGAGUACCCAGGGAAGUACUCGCAGUUCUCGCCACUCCGGACUUACUUCACUGGCACUUACAUCAACGCCACUGUAUACUCGCGGCCCAACAUGCUCGGGUGGUUCGAGUUUCGACUGUGCACGCGCCGAGACGGCCCGGAUGUGCCCGACCUGCAAAAAUGUUUGGACGAGCACGUUCUGCAGAUCGAGGAGACGGGUAUGACCCGCUACUACCCGGGUAGCCUGGGUGGUUAUAGCGACAUGCACGUUCUUCUUCCACCCGGAGUUUCGUGCGACCAUUGCAUCCUUCAGUGGAAAUACAACACAGGUUACCGCAACACCCGGGAAAAAACCACUUGCAGCGAUUGCCUGGGCUGCGGGCCUCAGGAACAAUACUACAACUGCGCCGACAUCAGAAUCGCCUCCAGCAAAGACAAUGCGACGGCCACGCCCAUGCAGACAACCCCUGCUCAGCAUCCGGUCCCGACCACGUCGGUUCCUGCGCAGAAGCCGACUCCCCCAACCGGCGGGACGGUCCCCUCGACCCCUGACCCCUCCAGCCUUGAGGCGUGCACGCCUUCCGCCAAGCUGGUGCAAUGCGAAGCAAAGGGCAUGCAUCGACUGGUACCCGGGAUGGGUGACUGGUGCCUGAAGAACUGUCAGUCCGGCAAGUGCAGGGAGGAAUUUUGCUCGUGCUUCUGCCAAUAUCCAGAGGGGUACAAGAUCCUCAUAGACCCAGUGGUAUUCAACAGAGUAAUGGCCAGUCCUUCACUUUCCAUCGGAAUUCCAUCUUCAACCAUUCAGAAAAGACUCUGUUACAAGCCUCAAGACACUUGGAAUCACACCCCUGGUAUGGAGGGAUGGUGCCAAAUGUUCUGUCCAGGAAGAUGGUGCGCAGAUAUGUGCCAAUUGAGAAUAUGCUAGAUAUGAUGACGAUGAAAUGGUCGGUACUUUACUUGGCAGUUUGACGGUUUGUUGAAAAAGAGCUUUAUAGCAAAUUUUGUCCCACUAUGUCAAGAAAGACUAAGUUUCUGAGUAGCUAGCCGGCUGAGUGGCAAAAGUAGAGCUGCGAAGACAGUAGACAGGUUUUGUAUGUGGCGAAACAUGAUUUCUGCAGACCUUUCACAGAUUGUUCACAUAUUUCGAAAAAACAACGGUUAAUAUAUAGCAGACGAGGAUUUCGGAGGACCUGCUACUGAGCUGGUGCAAUGAGUGGCCAAAUGUAGUCAAAGAAAGACUUUUCAAGAUGUGGAUGACAAACAUUAUGUCUGGAGGUAGAACCAGCCAGUACAUCCAUUUUCUGGCUGAACUCCGAACUUUCUAAGGUUAUCAACCUAUUAGCCCACCCAUCCCCAACCCAAAAAAUUUCAUUUCGUGUUCAAAGGAAACAUAUGGACUUGUGAACAGGCUGGUUUGAACACAAACAUCAGCAACGAUAUAUAAAAAACGUGCAAUCCAUAUUCGAAGGCAAAAGUAAUAUGUAUGAUUAUUUACCUACUUUCUUCAUCUCGCUGCGUCAUCCUGUGUGCUCCGUGCGGUGGUCCUUUGGUGAUCAGCAGCAUCUUGUACCUGCUCAGCACAAGCACCAUCAGGUCUGCAAAUACCUUUUCGCUCAAUUUCCAGUUGUGUAGAGGCUGUUUUUUUUUUUUUGUUUUUUUAAGCUGACGUGAAUGGAUGUGUAUUUCUAUUUUUCUGGAAGCAGUGCACACAGAUACUGCAAUCAGUGGAGACAAAUAUUGCGAGUAGUAUAGCCAACGGAGUGCUUUUUAUAUGAAUGCUCAGAAUGGAGACAACGCAGUAAUGAUAAGACAAUAUUUACACUUUCCAGCACAGCCCGUGUCAGCAGUCGCGACGAAAGAAUUUGUGAAUUAUCACUUACUUUGUCGGCUGACCGAUGUUUUUUUUUCCCCAUGCUUUGGGACUUAGUAGGUACAUCAACUACCAUUGUUUGUGCUGGGAUUUGAAAGAAAGAAAGAGUGCCCACGUCUGCGAAUGUGUGUGUGUGUGUGUGUGUGUUUGUCAGUGUGUGUGUGUGCAUUUAUGCGAGUGAAAAUGCUUGUGCGUGUGUGUGUGUUUCACAUAAUAAAUCGUACAAAAAGUAUUGUACAAACAUCCGUUUUCACAUAAACCAGUCAUUUUUCAAACACAAAAACAUGACUGCUCUCUGGCACCUGAUAAAAACAAGAGGCGUCAAUGGCUUCUUUGCACCACGAGGUUACUUCCCUUUCUCCUCUAAACACCUGCUCUGUUAUCCAGGUGACACUUUGCCAUGUUGCCUGGAGGCAUAUGUUACUAAGGUUUGUCACAGAACACUCGUUGGUCUGGUUUGUUUCUAUCUCUUGUUGUUAUUGUCUGCUGUAGUUGCUGCUGCUGGUAUAGACUCGCUGUCUAUGUCAUUCUAAACUUGAGGCUGUCUACACUGUCUAUGGCUGCGAGUAGACGAUCGCAGCGUUUUCGGAGAGGUUGACGGCUAUAAAAUCCCCUAGACACGCGCGUGACUUCAUAAGGUCACGCACAUGGGAGGCAGCGCACGCGACUCGCCGUGACACCUGUCCAAACUGUCUAACUUCCAGGUAGUUACGUCACGACGCAUACAUUGGCACGUCACUUUUCGACGCACACCCACGACGUCUGUCGUAAGAUUGGUGUCCGGACCCCGAUGUCACGUGAACCGUCCCGGACAUUUGCACGACCGAUUAUGGGAGCACCUUAGGCUAUCCCCGCUUGUUUCGUGACAGUUUUCAGUCUAGUCUGACUAGUCUGUCUAGUCUGAUCGUGAGGCUAGCAACCGCCUGAGCGCCUAAUGUGCGUUACUACUGUAGCCAACCAUGUUGCUAGUGCGGCAAACAUUUCUCCCAAAGAUGAAAGAAAUGUUUGAUAUUUUAU